UGUAAGACAUAAAUGUCCGUAAGAUGGACAUGAAUUGAUAUUGCUCAUUGAAGAGCACCAGAUGCUUCAGGACCUCGUUGAAGAAAGGUAAGAAGUCGAAGAGGAGAUCCAACUGCCACCGUUUGGGGAAGGGAAGAAACCAAGGAAUAACUACCGUUCAGCAGUCCAGUGAAGCUUGAACAGUACAGAGCUCAAGAAAGACGGCAAGUGACUGGGUGGGCAGGCACACACCCGCGCGAGUCUGAAGAAGGGUAAGCAGUGUGCAAAUACUGAACGGGUUCCUGAAAUAGUGUGGGUGAGAGGAUAUGCGUAUGGGCAAGGGCCAACACUGGAGACCCUCGGUCCCCUCCCUGCAGCGGAGCAACAGAGGGUAAAGAAGGGGGAGGGUGAAAAGCAAGAAUGACUCAUUCUCCAAAGGAAAUGCUCAAGCAUUAGAAGGCAUGCCACCGGGGAUUUCAGGGCGAGGACUGUGAGAAGCUGGGUGCUUAGGGUGAUGGGGGCAAUAAACCAACGUCUUGCAGUUCCUGCUGCUCCUCUGUAAGAAGAGGGUGUGGGGGGUUCGCGGCAGCGGAGUGCCAAGGCCUGGGAAGCGGCGCGGCGCGUGCGCAGUGGCGUUCGGCGGGACCCGCUGAGGCAAAGCGGAGCCGCAGUGACAGAAGCAAGCGGAGCGGCCGCCCAGAGGGACUCACCGAGGCGCAGGGGCUGGAGGUGGUGCUGGGGGCAAAUGGAGAAGAAGACAAAGAAAAACAGGACUCAACUGAAGUACAAGAGCCUGUUGAGAGUUCACAGAAUAUACCAGGUGUCUCUGCAACAGAGAGCAGCAACCAUGUGGUGGAAGAUGCAAAAGAUGAAAUAAAAUCCCAAGAAUUAAACCUGGAGGAGCAACUGAAAACCUCAAAAGAUCUGACAAUGGACUUGAACACUGAAAUCACAGGGAAUAUGGUAAUUAGAAAGCCUGCAAGAGUGACUUUUAAUUUUGAAGAAACUGAACUGAAAUCAGAGCUAGAAGAACCAUGGAGGAAAAACCUUUUUGAAAGACUGGAGGUAAGAUCCCAGGCAAUGCAACAGAAAAUAAUGGAGAAGGAUAAUCUGAAGAAGGAGUUAGAAAAGAAAUCUGAAAAAAAGCUCCCUAGGGAUAAUUUGGCCAAAGAGUGGUUUAAUACUGACAGCACAGCACUGAGUACUCGUGCAUACUUGCUUGACAAACUUCUACCCACCUUAGUUCCUGCAAUGGAAAAAAUGUUAGCACAACGCGAAAAGAAACUUUUGACCGAAGCUGAUAUUUCAACCAAAUUUGAUCCAAUUACUCAUUUGGGAGAAUGCUUAAUGAGAAAUAAUCCUAAUUAUAUCAAAGAUCCAGGAAUGUCUGGAUACCAGAGGGUGAUGAGAGAAGUUACAGAAGACCUGAAGAUACAUGUUCCUGACACUAUCUGCAACAGAGUUUCCAAGCUGAAGGAGAGUAUUAAACAGAAAAGACAACAAAGACAGUACCUACACACAGUCAAAGCCAAAGUGGCUGACAGGCGGAAACAGGCUUUGCAGGACCAGUUUGAUGAAUGGGUUGUAGACCCUAAAGGACUGAUUCCUAUAGGAGUGAUUCAAAAUGUUCUUCAUGAGUUUUUUCAAAGGCCAGAUUUUGAACUUAAACCAGAGUUCAAACAAGUGGAUAUUAUUGACUCAAUGGAACCAAGAUUGAGCAAAGCAGAAUUCACAGAAUACAUCUCUUCGUGGGUUACAGACCUUAAAAGUGAAAUUUUUGAGGAACUCCUUAAGCACCUUUGCCACAGUGCAGAUGAAUUCCGGGAAUUCAUAAAAAUUGACAUGCAGAGACAGAUGUUUGUAGAGCUUUUCCUGCAUUGUGACCAUGGGAAGGUAGGGAUUUUGGAUCGGCAGAGGACAUUGGCCUUGCUGGAAGAGUUCUAUGACCAAAGUUCACAAACGCUUAGGAGUUUACUCCGAAACCCAAGACAGUGGCCAUUCACUGAGUUUGAAGAGAUAGACUUGCCUGAGUUCUGGGGAGACAUGGAUAUUCAUAAACACAUUUAUGAAGACUUUGAUAAAGUGCUCUUAAAGAUGAAUGCAUUACUCACUGAGAAACAUAACAAAACCCAAAAUAACUCAUUAAAGGAUCCAAAAGAUCAACCAAAAUAUCAUGAACAGAGAACAUCAACAGUAUCACCACAUACACCUCAACAGCAGAGAAGGGAAACUGCAGAUCUAGGAUCACAAAGAAUUUCAAAUGAAGAACAGGGCAGAGAGUCAAAUGCUGAGCAAAACUUGUACAGAGAAGCAGUAAUAGAACAGGAAACCAUCACAGAGUCAACUCUAGAACAAGCAUCAAGUAGAGAAUUAAUAGUAGAACAAAGACCACAGAGAGGGUCAACUGCAGAGCAAGAGUCACGCAGAGUAUCAACUGUAGAACCAAGAUCACACAGAGGGUCAACUGCAGAGCAAGGGUCACGCAGACCAACCAUUGUAGAACCAAGAUCACACAGAGGAUCAACUGCAGAUCAAGGGUCGCGCAGAGAGUCAGUGAUGGAGCAAGGAUCACGCAGAGCGUCAACUGCAGAGCAAGGGUCACGGAGACCAACCAUUGUAGAACAAAGAUCACACAGAGGGUCAACUGCAGAUGAAGGGUCACGCAGAGAGUCAGUGAUGCAGCAAGGAUCACACAGAGGGUCAACUGCAGAGCAAGGGUCACGUAGACCAACCAUUGUAGAACAAAGAUCACCCAGAGGAUCAACUGCAGAUCAAGGGUCACGCAGAGAGUCAAUGAUGGAACAAAAAUCACACAGAGGGUCAACUGCAGAGCAAGGGUCACAACAACCAACGAUUGUAGAACAAAGAUCACCCAGAAGGUCAACUGCAGAGCAAGGAUCACUCAGAGAGUCAGUGAUAGGACCACACAAAGAGUCAGAACAAAUACCACCCAGAAAGACAACUUCAGAACAGCAGGACAGAGACUCAGCUUCACCAUCAUCAAAAGAAAUGACAAAGAAGGAUGUUCAGAAAGACAAAUCUUGUGAACCCAAGUCCCCUAAAAUAGAAGGAAAGUCAUGGUCAGGCGAAUUUUUGUCUUCUAACUGGAGGAUGAAGUAUGCCAAAUUUGAAGAUGAGGAACAAGCAAACUUAAUCUAUGGUAACUCCAGGUUUGCAGAACUACACUCAGUUAUCAGAAAUAUUCAGUCUUACAAGGAAGUAAAAGGUAGGAGUACCUUCAAUGGAAUUUCCUUCGAUAUGCUCCAGUUUGUGCAACUCCUAGAGACAUUUGUUGGUGAAGAUGCCCCCUUGAGUGCCAGUGAGACCCUCACCUCUUUUUUUAAGAGGCGCUAUGCUGAAACAAAAGAAGAGAAAAUGAAUGCCUUAGAACAGGUUAGACAAAAUGCUUUCCGAAUCCGACAGGGACUUCUCUUAAAAGCCCUCUUUCAGAAGUGGGACAGUGAUGGCUCAGGCUUCCUGGAUCUAGAGGAAGUUGAUAAACUCUUAUACGCAUACAAGGAUGGAAUGGAAAAAGAAUCUAUGAAGAAAGCUAAACUACAUAUACAUUUUCCAAAGCCACGUUCUGGUCAUGAAGUAAAGUUGUCUUCAAAGCAGUUUCAGAAAUACAUAGAACUGGUUGUAUCUGAACUCAGGGGUGAUGAAGGUCAAAUUCUGGAAAGUAUUGUGGAAUUUCUGAUGAACUCUGUCGAGAAGAACCAUAUUGAGAGUUUGAGGAACUGUGCAAGGUGGAAAUGGCUGCAUCAAAUCCAACGUGCUGCAGAGACUAGUGGGAUAUCUCUGGAGCCAGUAUACACUGAGACUUUCAAGGCUCUAACCCAGGAUGCUGAAGCCCACGGAAAUAAGAAGAUCAGUGCUCACAUUUCCCUCUUAGAAGAAAACCUACUACUACCAGAUAGAGGGACUAUUCUAUUAAGAAAUGUGGCUUGUACCCUAGAUGAUGCUCCAUUUGUAUUGAACAAAGUGCUCUACCAGGACAUGAAGGGAAUCAGCUUUACAGUAGUGGCUGAAGGGGAGCCAAUUCAUGUCCCCCAAGUUCAGUAUCAUGGGAACAUCUUUUUCUGGAACAAAUCCCGCAAGCAAAAUGAUCACAAUGGGUCAUUCCUGGCUGUGCCUCUUCAGGAUGCCUAUAUGAGGGUCUUUGGGGUCCUGGCUGUUGACACUCUUAGAGAUCCCCAUGAAAUAAACAUCUUCCUACCUCAUGAGAUCAGAUUCUACCAGGGUGUUGCUAAUGUCUUCAGCAAUGCCUAUCACUAUGUUCACAGCAGGGAGCAUAUCCUGCAUGUUGUGAUCACUGGUAUUGGCUGGCUCUUCAAUAUCACAUCCGGCAUUACCUCCAUCACUACCUAUUUUGUUGAGUCUAGCCCAGACCAGGAUUCAGACUAUGUUUUACGCAAUAUGAUGGUUACAGGGCACCUGGGUCUAACAGAAAUCCACACAAAUCCUCCUACCAUUAUCAGGAAGUCAUGCAUGUUCAGAGACUUCCUUUUUAAGUGUAUAGACAGUUCGGAAGUUGUUUUGGCCUCAGCCUGUGGGGAAACCCACAUAGUAAUUCCACUUCGCGAGAGAACAGGAGAGGCUCUGGGACUCCUUGAUGUUAACAUUGGCCACACCAGAAUGUUGUUAUACCAAGAAUAUAAAGAUCUACAGAAAAUGAUGAAGAUGAUCCAGGCUGCCUGCUCUGAAAUACUGGGCGAAUUCUCUGGCGAGAUAAAGAAAAACAUUAUUUUAGAGAUUGAAAACGCAGGUGAAGUCCAGCGAGCAGGAGUUCUCUUUUUCCGAAUCAUGCUACAGGAGCUGCGGGAAUGCCUCCAGCUACUCAGUCCCAUGGACUUUGUGUCACUCUUGCUCUAUGACCAUAAAGUUGAAGCAGAGUCAAAGUCUCCUCAAGACAGCAAGUCCCAGGAGUUUGAACCCGAUGUAAACCUAGUACAUGACAUCCUGAAAGGAGUUAUCUUGCUCUUUUAUUCAAAGUCGGAAUUUUCAGAUGAUUUGGAAAACUGGGAUAAGUAUAAACUUUAUGUUAACAGAUACUUAGUGGAGCUUAUUUGUGCCUUUGACCCAACUGCUAGCCAUGUGGAAGUUAAUUUUCAGCUCAUUGAUGAAAAUAUUAGAGAUCAUUCCCGAAUCGAAGUGUGGAGAUUUGGUGAUAUCGUCAUUGAACUCCUGUACCACUGGCUGCACAUCUGUUCAGCUCUCAUGAAGCUAACCAAAAAACUAAACAGCACUAUUAGACCUCCAUUGCCCUCCAAGUCUGACAACUAUAUAUAUGCAAAAAUGCCAGGGGAAACUUUGCCAGGAAAAUCCUAGUAGAACUGGUACUCUAUUUAGAACACAGUACUUUGAUCACAUUCAUUGCUGUUAACUUUAAAAUAUUUUCAAGUGCAAGGAACACCACAUAGACAUAUUUGACUCCUAGACAUUUACUUUAGUAUGUUUAAUACCAGAAGCUCUAGACCUAUGCAGAAAUUUUAUCUAAGAAAUAUCUGAUUAAGGUAGCUGUAACCAAAUGUACUUAAGAAUAUUAUAAAAUAUGUUUGUAGUCCCCUUGUGGUAUGAGCUUUGGAUAUGCCAUGAGACUACUAUGGUUGAUUGGGUAUUUUUCAUUCUUUUUAGGUACAAAGUACAGAAAGCUGUGGAUUUAUAUAAAAGAUGGCAGGGGUUUUUUAAUAUCAAAAGAGUACCAAAUAAUAAAGAUUUUAAGAAAUAGA
Molecule: messenger RNA, 5708 nt
Organism: Chinchilla lanigera (long-tailed chinchilla)
Lineage: Eukaryota; Metazoa; Chordata; Mammalia; Rodentia; Chinchillidae
Gene: Efcab5
Product: EF-hand calcium binding domain 5
Exons: 24
Coding region: 910-5307 (1465 amino acids)
Molecular function (GO): calcium ion binding
Source: RefSeq, a predicted model, not a curated record